Molecule: messenger RNA, 915 nt
Organism: Leopardus geoffroyi (Geoffroy's cat)
Lineage: Eukaryota; Metazoa; Chordata; Mammalia; Carnivora; Felidae
Gene: YAE1
Product: YAE1 maturation factor of ABCE1
Exons: 3
Coding region: 53-733 (226 amino acids)
Source: RefSeq, a predicted model, not a curated record
UCCCUCGGACCGGAAGGAGUUGCUGGCGCUUCCGGCGGUGGUUGCCUCGGUGAUGUCGUGGGUUCAAAGUACUCCCUUGGUCCAGGGUCCCGGGGAAGAGGGGGACGUGUUUGACGAGGAAGCGGACGAGUCGCUCCUGGUGCAGCGGGAAUGGCAGAGCCACAUGCUGAGACGAGUCAAAGAAGGUUACAGAGAUGGAAUAGAUGCGGGCAAAGCAGUUACUCUUCAACAAGGCUUCAAUCAAGGUUAUAAGGAAGGUGCAGAAGUCAUUAUAAACUACGGGCAACUCAGAGGAACAUUGAGUGCUUUGCUCUCCUGGUGUCACCUUCAUGAUAAUGGUUCAGCUCUGAUCAGUAAAAUAAAUAGUCUUCUGGAUGCAGUUGGCCAGUGUGAAGAGUAUGUGCUCAGACAUCUGAAAUCAAUCACGUCUCAGCCCCAUGUGGUAGAUUUAUCGGACUCUAUUCAGGAUAUGGACCUUGGUCAUGUAGCUGCAGCUGAGAAAAAGAUGGAUGAAGGUAAAGAUGAAAGACUCUGUGAAAAUAAUGCUGAGCUUCACAAAAACUGUGGCAAGAGUCUUAGUGAGGCAGAUUGUUCAUCUCUAGAAUGUUGUAGAAUACAAGAGCAGCCACAUUCUGAAAACCCAAGCCUCACAUGGAUUUUAGAACAGACAGCCAGUUUGGUCAAACAGCUGGGAGUAUCACUUGACGUAUUACAGCACCUCAAACAAUUAUAAAAAUUCUCUUCAUGUUUCUAAUGAAAGUAAUGUUGAGAACAUUUGUUGGAACACUUUGUUUCUUAACAAACUAACCAAAAUUUGUAGUGGUUUCUACAUGGAACACAUCACUUGUAGGUUAUCCUUCAUGGAAGUUUGAAAUGUCUUCAAAAUUAACACUAUUAAAUGUAAUAAGAGCUUUU